Sus scrofa (pig) is the source of this 7081-nucleotide messenger RNA. NCBI's taxonomy places the organism in Eukaryota, Metazoa, Chordata, Mammalia, Artiodactyla, Suidae. The record is from RefSeq and is a predicted model, not a curated record.
CAAUGGAGGCGGCGGCCGCCUGAGGGCGGGAGCUGCGGGGCCGCGGCGCGGGCUGCAGGGGCGCCGCCUGGGCCUCCGCGUCCCGCCCGCGCCCGAGUGCGCGUCGCCGUCCGGCCCGGGGCCAGCCCGGCGGGGACCUCAGGAUAAUUCCCAGGGGGCAGCAGCAUGCUUCUCAGGAGAGUCCACAUCUAAACCUGGUGCUGCCACUGUGAGCUACUCUACCAAGAAGCAGGGAGAACAGAUAUUUCACAGAUGAUGUGAGGCUUGUUGUCUUCUGCUUGAACAUAAUUCUUACUAACUGUUGGUUUGAGUGUCACAGUGACUUAAGUCACAAGAGUGGUGGUGACUCCCAGGCUCUCUCCACAAUGUGCUUUAUUUCCUGGCCCACUUACCACUGAGAGUGAAUUCUCCUUUUCACAAGAGGAAAAUUUUGGAGGAGAGCAUCCAAAAGGAAUGAUGUGUGGCUGUUGAGAGGUAACAUUUAACAAAAUCAUGGCCAUGGAGGAAAUUAAACUUUCACAGAAUGUCCAUAAUGAGCCUCUGAGUGCUGAUGUUUCAGCCAAGAAGAAGGGAGGAAGGUUCCAACCAUUUAAGAAGUUGUUCGGCAAAAGGAAAAAGAAAGGCCCAUCCGGGUCCCCGGAGGCGUCUGCUGGGUGCAGGAGCCGCUGUCCUCCGAGUGUCAGCGAUGGGACCUUCUCUUCAGAUGAGGAGACCCUGGAGGACAGCCUAAGGUCCUUCAGCAGUUCUCUGGGAACCCGGGCGUUUUCCCAUGACAGUGUUUUUAUCCCUGAUGGGGGAGCAGAAAGUGAGCAGACAGUUCAAGCAAUGUCACAGGACAGCGUCCUGGGCAAAGUCAAAACUCUUCAGCGACAGUUGGGCAAGAACAUCAAGUUUGGGCAGCACCCCCCCAGCGCCAUCCCCAUGAAGAAGGCAGACAGUGGCGAGCCUCGCUUCGAGGAGCAUCCCUUCCUGACCUGCCCCGUGGAAAGUGUGCCUGAGCAGGCCCUUGUCCUGGUGGAUACAGAGAGCAAACCCAGCGAGACGCCUGGUACUCCGAGUCCCCUGAAUCUGCCUGCAGCCAGAAGUGAGAUGGAAGAGAAGGCAGCUCCAGUUAAACCGUCUCGGCCAAAAAGGCUCUUCUCUUCUGCUGGCACCAUCGAAAGUGUCAACCUGGAUGCCAUCCCCCUGGCCAUUGCUCGCCUGGACAACAGCGCCGCCAAGCACAAACUGUCCGUUAAGCCAAAAAACCAGAGGGUAUCUCGGAAACACAGACGACUUGUCGGGGAUCGACAAGCCGUGCAAGGUGGCCUCCCGCGUCAGUUGACCCUGGACCAGAAUGGACACCCUGGGGAGGACAAGCCAAUCUGGCACGAAGAGGAGCCAGAGGCGCUGGACUCGGAGGAAGAGAAGCGGCGUCAAGACGAAUACUGGCGAGAACUGGAGGCCAAGUGCAAACGCCAAAAAGCCGAAGCGGCUGAGAAGCGCCGCCUGGAAGAGCAGAGGCUCCAGGCCUUGGAGAGGCGGCUUUGGGACGAGAGCAGGGGGCACGGGCGGGUAGAGGAGGAAGAGGACGGAGGAGCAGAGCCAGAGGCGGAGAGCGGGCUGCGGGCAGAGGAGACACCGAGCCCGGGACAGCCAGGCUGCCCAGGCCCCGAGCAGAGGCAGCAGGAGGAAGCAGGGCGCCCGGGGGCCGAAGAGCAGCGGCACCUGGAGAGACGCGCGCACCCGCCGGAGGAGCUGGAGGCGCGGGGCCCGCACGAGGCAGAAGAGCAGCUGCUGGAAGACGAGGAGGGAGCGUUAGAAGAACUCGGAAGAGCGGAGGAGCUGGAGGCUCAGAGGCGGCGGGAGGAGGAGGAGCUGGAGGCGCAGAGGAGGCAGGAGGAGGCGGAGGAGGAACAACGACGGGAGGAGCAGAGGCGGCGGGAGGAGGCCGAGGAGGCCAAGAGGAGGGAAGAGCUGAAGAAGCGGGAGGACUUGGAGGCGCAGAGGAGGCAGGAAGCAGAAAAGAAGCCUCGAGAAGCGCUGAUUGUGGAAGACGACAGUCAGCCACUGCUGGAACCCAGAAGGGGCUUGAGGAGCCCCUUUCAGAGCGACCUUGCAGAGAAAGCAGAACGAGAACACCUGAAACUAGAGAAGCCAAGAGAAAGUUCUGAGGAACCUAGUAUUUGGGUGAAGCAGAGCCAGGAGGCCACUGAGUCAUCAGGGGAGCAGCCAGCAAAGCGGGGGACCGUCCCCGGGGAUGACCACGGCGGGAGGCAGGAGGAAAGAGCAGACCCCAAGGCACAGCCUCUCCAGAAACAGGAGGCCCCGGAGGAAGCGGCACUGGCGCCAGAGACAGGCAGGGAGGUGGAGGAGCUCAGGUGGCAGGAGCUGGAAGAGAGGCGGACCGUGCCCAGAGCCUACACGUUCCAGGUAUCAUCAGGAGGGAGACAGAUUCUUUUCCCCAAAGUCAAUCUCAGCCCCGUGACGCCCGUCAAAGAUGCGGGACUCUCCUCUGCUCCGCAAGAGCCAAAGGCCCCCAGAGCCAGCCCGGCCUCCCACGCCCUGCCCUCAGCUCUGAGCAUCCCCCACACGGCCAUCCUGGUCACUGGAGCCCAGCUCUGUGGUCCGGCCGUCAACCUGAGCCAGAUCAAGGACACAGCGUGCAAGUCUCUGCUGGGCUUGUCUGAAGAAAAGAAGCACGUGGACGGCCCUGCCCUGGAGAACUCUCCCCGAGACCCCGGCGACCCCCGGACAGGCGGUGGCAAGGCCAGGCCCACGCAGGAGUCCGCGGGCAGCGUGGGCGCGCUUGCUGAGUGGGCUUCCAUCCGGUCCAGAAUCCUGAAGGGCGCAGAGAGUGAGCAGGCCCGGCCGGGCGAGGAGCACGCUCUCCGGGGCCGUGGUGAUGCCCGCGGGAACGCCCGGAGGACCCCGCCGGUCAAUGCGAAGUUCUCCAUCAAGCCGGCCUGGCAGAAGUUCUCUGAUGGUGGCGCGGAGCCCUCCAGACAGAAUGCGGAAGCCGAAAGCACUAGAAAGAGGUCGGUGCCUGGCCCCAGCGAAGAGGCCGCACCCCACACCCCCGCUGCCGACCCCGAGAAACCGGGAGCGCUGCAGGAGCCGACGGACACCACAGAGGGCUGCAAAUUUGCCAAAGACCUUCCCUCUUUCCUUGUUCCGAGCCUCCCUUCUCCUCCGCAGAGAGCAGGGGCCCUGGCAGAGCCCGUGGCCAUUUGGGACAGCGACAUCGCCGGUGGUGGGGCCAAGCCAGGGCCCAUGACGCCAGGCGGGGAGGAAAAGGCUUCCCCUUUCGGAAUCAAACUGAGAAGGACCAACUACUCCCUGCGCUUCCACUGCGACCAGCAGACAGAGCAAAAGAAGAAGAAGAGGCACAGCAGCACGGGGGACAGUAUGGACUCAGCCCCGCCAGCUCCCGGGAGCACAGGUGCAGAGGACACCGAGGCUGCGGCCCUCAAGCCUGGCACCACCCUGGCCCUGGACAGAAAGCAAGCCCCCGCCCCCUGGAAGGACUCUGCCCAGAGCUUUGCUGCCGCCGCUCCUGGACCCCCGGCUCCGGAACAGGACCAAGGGGCCAGCAGAACGUCCUCGGCCCAGAAGCCGGCCCUGGCGCCCAAGCCCACGGGCCAGACCCCGCCGGCGUCCCCGCUCUUCAAGCUGAGCAGGCCCUACUUGGUGGAGCUGUUGGCCCGCAGGGCGGGGAAGCCUGACCCCGAGCCCAGUGAGCCGGGCAAGGAGGCUGGGGGCGGCAGUGACCCCCGGCCGCCCUCGCCCCCACCCCCCGAGGACAGGCCGGAGCGCGAGGAGGAGGGGGAAGCAGAGAGGAAACCAACGUCGUCGGCCCCGUCUGCCACCCGACAGGACAAGCCGUCCCCGACGCCCGAGGCAGCGAGGAAAGAAAAGCCAGUGCUUCAGAGCAGACACUCCUUAGAUGGCUCCAAACUCGUGGAGAAGGUUGAAAGCCCGCAGCCACUGUGGAUAACACUGGCGCUGCAGAAGCAGAAGGGGUUUCGGGAGCAGCAGGCCACUAGGGAAGAGCGGAAGCAAGCCAGGGAGGCCAGCCAGGCAGAGAAGCUCUGCAGAGAAAAUGUCAGUGUGGGCCCGCAGCCUGGCAGCAGCAGCCAUACCAGAGCAGGCUCCCUGCACAAGCCCACCGCUCAACCAGAGGAGAGGAAGCCAGAGACGGCGGCGGCCAGGCUGGAGCGCAGGGAACAGCUGAAAAAGGCCAGCACUCUUCCGACGUCUGUGACAGUGGAGAUCUCAGACUCAGCCCCGCCAGCGCCACUGGUGAAAGAAGUCACAAAGAGGUUCUCUACUCCCGACGCUGCCCCCAUGUCAACAGAACCGGCCUGGCUGGCUUUGGCCAAGAGGAAAGCCAAGGCCUGGAGCGACUGCCCACAGAUUAUUAAGUAACGAGUGAGUCUUGGCCACUCCUGUUGCCAGGUACUGGCUUUUCCUUGCCCUGUUUAUUUAUUUCUUACACGAGGUGAAGGGACCAGGUGUGGAAGGCUCGAGAGUGCCGAGAAGCCGAACUGACGGUGGCCCUUGUCAAGAGUGUAUUUGUACAAUCCCAGGUCCUGGUGCCUGAAGCUCCUCCUAGUUCUAGAGAAGAUUCCAUCCGAGGGCCCACGUGGAGCAAGGUCUCCAGGCUGAGAGCUCCUCAGGAGAGCCACCCCCUGGCCCCGCCCGGCCUUUCACACGGCACACCAUUCAGCACAUGGACUUUGGCCAAUCUUUGUGCUCAUCGUUCUUCUGGUUCUUUACCCCAGCUUCUUUUCUCUAGACCACCUACCAUGUGUUUGGGGACUUCUAGCCUUUUCUGUAGUAGCUGUGAAAGGAUCCCAUAGAGACAGAAGCGAGAACGCCCACGCUCCUGGAUGCCAUGAGGAACCGGGAACUGCAGGUAAAAGCCUGGCUCCCAGCCUUGGGCCCAGGUCUGCUUUUCCUGGAAGCUGCAGCCCAGAGUGAACCAUCCACACCUUUGAGCCACAGGCUCCAUUACACUGGGACUUGAAGGACAAGUUAUCCAUUUGGCCAGCUGGCUCCUAAAAUGGUUAAAAGGAGAAAAAAAACAGCAGCUACAAAUUCUGUGUCUGAAUUUCCUCAUUGAGUGCAGCUGUUCUUCAGGCUAAGCUCCCUUCCAGGCUCGCUCAAUCAGGGAUGCUCUGACGAUGAGGUGGAUGUGUGUAUGCUGGUAAAAUCGAGAUAGAUAAUGUCAGGUAUUUCAUCAAGGUUGAGAAGUUUGGGAUACACUGGUAUUAAUCUAGUUUUUCAAACUCUGAGGGGGAGGGUCAUUUCACCCAAAGUGGCAAAAGUGAGACAGGAAAAAUAAUAGAACAAUCCCCCAAACCAGCCAAUAGCCAGGGUACAAAGGUGAUGGACACCACAUCUCUGGAAAUCCUUCAAGUCUUGAAAAGAAGGCAACAGUAAGACACGAUUUGAAGCCUCUGCACUAAGGACUUCCUCUGGGAAGUUUCUUUACCAUGAUCAAGUAAUUCAUGUUUAGAGUCAAAUGUUCCACAGCGUUUAUAACGCAGAGAGUACAUCUUGCUACCUUUACCAACAUCUGAGUUUUAAGUGGCCUUGUUACUACACACACAUAAAAAAGAAGGGACUUGGCAAUUUAAAAGCCACUUAUAUUAACUUUUAUUUCCCUGAAUUUGCUUUCCAUGACUCACAGACAUUCAGCAAACCCACACAUUGCUAACACUAACUGAUAUUUCAUGGUGUUGGCAUAUUGCCUUUUUUUUUCAAUUCUGACUUCAAAGUCUAAGUACAAAUCCUUUGCUUAGUGCAGGGAAAAGAACUAUGUCCCUUUUCCCUCUCCCACAAAACACAUUUUAUUAGUAUCAUUUUCCUUUAUGCUUACUUAAAAGAUAUAUGCUAGUCUCCUUAAAGAAUGUACCUUAAAGGAUGAGCACAGUUAUUGACCAUCUAAAAGGCAUUUUCUUUCCAGAAGUGAUGGCUCAGCGUCUUGGUAGCAGCUGGCAUAUGUGGUAACGUAGAUAGUUUUACUUCUGCAAGUUGGAAUUCAUAUAAUAUAUAUAUAUAUAUAGUGGACCUUCAGACUGUUCAGAAUCAAUGGAAAUUUUUUUUAUGGCUGUAAGAAGCAAUAUUCCACUGCAUGUUUUUCACACUGAUAUUCAUUUCUAAAUCAAAUAUGCAGACAUUUGUUAGUUUCAAUGAUUUUCUCACUAGGGUCACACUUUUUAAUUGGACUCCAUCCAUCCAGAGCCCUGGAAUUAGAGUGCUCCAUUAGUUCUUCUGCAUUGACUCUUUCUUUCAUCCUGUCAGCUUUGGAUUAUAUCACAGUAAUGACAGAGAACAGGCAAAGAAAAAAGAUCACUAACAGAAUGGUAGACAUGUCACCUCUGUAAUGGCACUGAGCCCAUACAAAGGAGAAAUACCUCAGUUACAAAUUUCCAUCAAAAUCUUUAAAAGAAGACCAUACUGAGGAAAGGACAGUCAUAGCACUUAUUCCAAUAACUUCUAAAAGUUACAUGUUUUAAUAUUUCAUGUAAAAAUUACUCCAAAUUUGCACUAAAUACCAAUGAAGUGUUAUUUUGCUUUAGUUGUGUUGCAGUCUUUUCUGAUAGCAAACUGUGGGGGCAAUUCUGUAAAGCAUAUACAAAUUCAAGACUUUUAAAAAUGAAACGAAUGAUUUCUAUGUUCAAUAACAAGCUUUGUUUUUCUAAUUUAAAUAAAUAUACAUACUCCUGGUAAGGUUGUAGAUGAUUAACCUCUGUUCAUAAGACACAUAUACAAAACUAGAGGGUUUUUUGUUUACUUUUUUAAUUUUUCAAGUGCAAUUGUUUCUUAUACAUUAAUUACUAUUAAAUUAUUUUAGCCAGUUAUUAGCAAAUUGUAGUAUGUACUCAUUGUCUCUUCUUGUGACAUUUAGUUUUAAUUGCUUAUUUUAAAGCAGAAACAUUAGAGUUACAAGUGUCUUGCAAUAUUUUUAUCAACAAUAAAAUGAAGUAGAGACUUAAUGAAAAUAGCUUACUGUGAUUUUAAUAUUAUUUUGAGAUUUUGGUUGUAUAAAGUUUUAAUGUAAAAUGUCCAUUAUUGAAGGGAAAAGAUCUUUCAA